Molecule: messenger RNA, 649 nt
Organism: Bombina bombina (fire-bellied toad)
Lineage: Eukaryota; Metazoa; Chordata; Amphibia; Anura; Bombinatoridae
Product: galactose-specific lectin nattectin-like
Exons: 5
Coding region: 6-374 (122 amino acids)
Source: RefSeq, a predicted model, not a curated record
GUUGUAUGGCCACCAUGAGACACCUUAUUGUAAGCCUUCUGCUUUUCUUCUUCUUUGAAGUUUCAACGAUCCAAGCUCAGGGUAGAUGCCGUGUGAAAGGUCUGGAGGGCUGGACAUCGAUGGGAUCGUAUUGUUACCAGUACUUUUAUUCCCCCGUGACCUUUAACCAGGCUCUGAUCAACUGUAGGAGUUAUGGCGGCACUUUGGCUUCUGUCAUCUCAGAGACACAGAACCGUCAGAUUACUGGACUAAUCACCGCCAAGAGUUUUGGCACACCCCGCACAUGGCUGGGAGCUCAGAGAACGAAAAAUUAUGGAAGCUUCAAAUGGCUGGAUCGAAAAUGGUUUUGUUUACACACGAUGGGCAAAAGGUGAACCUAACAAUCUCUUUGUGCCUGAGAACUGCUUAGAAAUUAACUACAAAGGGGCCGGCCUCUGGAAUGAUGUCAGAUGCAGUAGAAAGAAGCCCUAUGUUUGUCAACAUAGAGCUUGACCACAAUGGAACAUUCCUUCGCUUAACAGUCCUUCCCUUAUCAGUGUGUUCCAAAGAUUUACCCUUCUUUCCCUAUUAUCCUCCCCCUAAAUCUGUCUUCAACCCAGCUAUAUAUGAGCUUUACGCUAUUGAUGCUUAAUAAAAUGGUUAAAGCAAA